Molecule: messenger RNA, 2162 nt
Organism: Seriola dumerili (greater amberjack)
Lineage: Eukaryota; Metazoa; Chordata; Actinopteri; Carangiformes; Carangidae
Gene: wdr53
Product: WD repeat domain 53
Exons: 3
Coding region: 53-1231 (392 amino acids)
Molecular function (GO): protein binding
Source: RefSeq, a predicted model, not a curated record
CUCAGUCGCACAUGGCAGCCUGGAGUUUUGACUGCACUCGCUAAGGGUCACCAUGGCCAGGCAGUGGUCUGAGGGCCACUCCACAUCCAUCCUGUGUGUUGGAGCUUCUCUGGGCCCUGAGAGUCUCCUCGCUUCAGGCUCUGAGGGUGGAGAGGUGACGGUUUGGAGCCAAGAAGGAACCAUCAUAGGCAGACUCACCCUUCCCGGGGAAGAGGACAGCACAAGUGUUGUGUUUUCACCUGCAGCUCCGGGCCACCUGUAUGUGUCACAUGGGGACACAGUAAGUGUACUCGACCCCAGGAACCUGAAGGGACCCAUGGAGGAGUUUCAGGGUGCAGGAGAGGAAGAGAUCAAUGCUUUAGCAUUGAAUGAGACAGGUUCAGCCCUGGCAGUGGCUGAUGACUCUGGGGCAGUGCGGGUGCUGGAGCUUCCUGGGGGAAAAGUAUGUAGGACUCUUCGCAGACACACUAACAUCUGCUCCUCUGUGGCUUUCAGGCCUCACAGACCCAACAACCUGGUGUCUGCUGGACUGGAUAUGCAGGUGAUGCUGUGGGGUCUGCAGAAGACUCGCCCGCUUUGGACGCUGAAUCUUCAGGAUGUAGCAGAGGAUGAAGGUGACCAUCAGCAGCGCCCUGGUCAGCUUUUCAACCCGCCACUAGCUCACUGUGUUUCUGUGGCGAGUUGUGGAAACAUUUUGGGUUGCGCAGCAGAAGACGGGCGGGUGCAUCUGAUGCGGAUUGGCAGUGGUUCUAAACUGGAACAGCAGGGAGCAGUCAAAGCCCACAGUCAGGGAGCUUCACAAGCCCACUUUGUUAGUUUCCUUUCCCACCCAUACUGGCUCAUCAGUGGGGGGAAUGAUGGCCAGGUCGCCCUGUGGGACCUCAGUAAGCACCCAGUGGUGGCUCCAGACGCAAAAGCCAAAACCAGAGUGACAGCAGCUCCACGCAGGAAGGGCAAGGGCAAGACAAAGAGGAAAGAACAAUCCCAGGAUAAAGCGAAGACCCCACAAAAGGAUGAAGCAGAGAAAGAAGCAGCUGAAGUGGAGGGUGAAGCUGCAGCAGCAGCUGUAGCUGCAGAGGACGUGACAGAGGAGAAGUCUGGACCCAAACUGAGCAUCAGUCAUGGGGACAAGGUGAACUGGCUGUGCCCUGCUGUGCUGAAAGGAGAACACUGUGUGGUAGUAGCUGAUCAGAGCUGUAGUCUGACUGUCUACCCUCUGUCUCACCUAUAGUCACUUCACUGUCUGCUCUUAAAAUCUUUUGUUUUGGUCAUAGGAGACCCUUAGUUUGACUUUCUUUACUUUUAGUUUUAAUGCAUUUUUAAAAAUUCUUCAGAGAAUACAAUCCUGUGUUUGUUUCUGUAAGGAACUGGCAGCAUAACCCAUUUUUUCAAUAAGAUUUGUUUUUGCGAGUACGGCCCCUGGACGUUUGGUCUAAACAGCAUGUCUUCUUACUGUGACGUCUGAUCUUACGUAGAUCUUUACAGCAGCAAUCAAGCCUCACAUAAAGGGAUUUCUAUGAGCUUUCACACAAUAUUUAACAAACUGUAUGUGUAAUUGUUUUUGGAGGUUUCAUUUAAUGCAAGCUUCACUAAGUGGAUUUGGCUAAGUUGGCUUUGGUUUAGUGUCUGUGUUAUCCUAUUAAAAAAAUGUCCUCCUUUGAAAUAUAUUUUGCUCUGGCAUUGGAUUAAUUACAUUUUUGUACAUGUUACGUCUGUGAUACUACCACAUUAGACAACAGAAAUUAGCAUUUCAUGUCUAAGUGAGUCUGCUGCUCUUUUAUAAAUACAUCUCAAUCCAAACCAGGUGCCAGACAGAAAGCAAAGCACUGAGUGAACUGAAAGCUCUUUCCAAAGAUGUUUGAAGACAGUUCACAGCACAGAUUACACAGCCACACUUCUUAAUUGCUUGAAGUCCUGUGAUCUGUCACAUGAUGUCGUUCUCUGGGGUACAGUGGUACAGUUUUUAAAAUGAAUGUAAAGCAGCAUCUUGGGAACUGACGCCCUACUAACCCCCCAUAUAAUUAUGUUAUUAGGCAAUUUUUUGUCUGUACAUGUCAAUGAUUAAAUCCUUUUUGCUGCCUGUGGAUCAUUACAGGAUGAAUACAUGUUUACCUGUUUAAUUUCCUCCCAAUCUGAUCUAUGUGACCAUUUCUUUUACAAUA